AUGCGACUCUCUACAGCGCUCUUGUUUGGCCUCGUGGCUCUAUGUGGUGCCAUCUCGUUGCUUGGAAACACUACUGAUGGUACAUACGUCGUAUUGAUCGAUGAGUCUGGCAACGAAACCCACAAGCGAAUUUCCGACCCCCUUGUGUCUAUAGAGGACGCACCGCCCGUCUACGAUAGCCUUAUUGAGGAAGAGGAGUUGCACCGGAGACCUAUAGUCUGGCACAUUUGGUGUGGCUGUGGCUUUACGCUCGACCAUGGACAUUGUGAUGCUGCUGUCGCUGAUCUCAAGAGCCAGAUUGGUGAGAAGACACAAUACUGGUGGAGUGCCGCAGCAUGGUACUCAAUUCGAGGAAGCGUUGUUGCGUUUGCGUGUGCUCGCUUAUACCCAUAUUAG
Pochonia chlamydosporia 170 is the source of this 396-nucleotide messenger RNA. RefSeq lists its product as hypothetical. The record is from RefSeq and is a predicted model, not a curated record. The transcript has a single exon. Bases 1 to 396 code for a protein of 131 amino acids. Lineage: Eukaryota; Fungi; Ascomycota; Sordariomycetes; Hypocreales; Clavicipitaceae.